Lecanosticta acicola is the source of this 765-nucleotide messenger RNA. The record is from the annotation of a GenBank genome assembly. NCBI's taxonomy places the organism in Eukaryota, Fungi, Ascomycota, Dothideomycetes, Mycosphaerellales, Mycosphaerellaceae.
AUGAUCUGUCAACGUUGUAUGAGACGCCUUGGACGGCCCAUUGCUCCCCCGAGAAUAUCCAACGUAUCAUGUCAGUUCUCUCAAAUCGCCCAUCAAAGAGCCCAAGCCGUCACGGCACAUUCCACAACAGCAACCAACCCACGACCAAACGACAAGCCCGCAGCGACUUCCAAAUCAGCCGCGCAGCCGUUCAGCACACCCGAGACGCCUUCACCACACAAUCUUGACCUCCCCAUCGAUACGAAACGCCAAAGCAAGGCACCGGUGAAGAUCCAAUCGAGCGUGCCGGCGGGCACUGUCUUAAAGGGAUUGAAUUUCAUGAAGAAUAAGGAGGAUCCUGUGGCAUUGGAUGAUAAGGAAUAUCCGGACUGGCUGUGGAGUGCUCUGGAGAAGAGCAAGCCCGAGGCAACAGAAGGAGGAGCAGAGGGAGAUUUGUUCUGUAAGUCAUUCACAUCCUCACACGGGACACCCAACCAGUUGCAAGAAUAGACAUACUGACUGAUAUCCUCUCUCAACUUUCCAGCGAAAUCCAAGAAACAGCGACGGAUAGCCGCCAAGGCAUUGCGAAAACAACAGCUUUUGAAUCCGGAAUCCCUGGCGCCGAAGGUGCCGCUGUAUGAGCAGACGAUUGACUUGCCGGCUGGAGAUGGGAGUGUGACGGGUGCAAAGGACGCGAGACAAGCGAGACAGGAAUUGACCAAGGCUAUGAGGGAGAAGCGGAGGAGUAAGAUCAAGGAGGCCAAUUUCUUGAAGGAGAUGAGUUAG